UGUCGCUCAUGUGACUUGCGAGGCUUCUUGCUGAUUGGCCAAAAUCUGACCAGUCGGUGUUGAGCGCGUUUGGUUCAAAAACAGAAAUGGCGACGGAGGUUGUUGCAUCGUUGCUGGAGAGGUCUGACCCCUCCAAGCUUUUCUGCGAGAUAGCGGACCCACAGGAGAGAGGCGAGGCGCAGACUAUGGUGUCUUACCUUAUGGACUGUCGUCAGAAACAGAAGCUCAUGUGUCAGCAGCUUUGUAUGCUGGAUAACAUGAUGGAGUUCUUGGGAGAGCUGAAAUCUCCACUUGAUUUCCUCAAUGACCAGUGUCCUAAAACCUCAGAGAGCGGGGCCCGUAAGAGGUGGAAGGCCUUGAAAAAAGAGUACCAGGACGGCCUGGUGGAGGUGGGGGCUCUGAUCAGCAACUUACAGAAACAAAGUGAACAGCUGCAGGAAAGGAGGGACAGACUGAAGACACUGGCACUCAUGCUGGAGCAGAGGAAGGAGGAAUGCCAAACAGUCGAACGUAUAAAGACGAAGAAGAAUCAAACAGUCAAGAAACAGGUCGUCCUGCAGCUGGAUGAGUCUCUUCAGUCGGCCCAGCAUGCCCUGCGCUCGUGUGACAAGCAGCUAGGCCUGCUCAAGAUGGAGAACGACGCUCUCCAGUCACGCCUGGACAAGUGCACAGAGCUCAGAGACCAGUUAUGGAGCUGCCUGGAGUCGACACAGGGCUUGACGCAGUACAGGGUGAUGUGUGUGAGUCCGUCUGAGAUGAUUGUUGAAUUACGACCUGCCUGCGAGAAACUGGAACCUCUCAAGCUCAGCAUCACCCUCACCCCCCGACGCCACUUCCUCCUGCAGGUGUCUCAGGGCACUGCAGGUCUACUGGAGGAGACGGUGAAGGGUCCUGUUGAGCAGCUGAACGCAGCCAUGCUAGAAGUCAUGCAGCAUUAUGUCAGCCAGGGCGCCAUGCUGUCUGAGAUACAGGCACUACACUCCAGGUUUGCCAUAGACUGGCGUCCGGGCCAGCGGCUGCUUGUUUUCCUGAAGACGGCGUCUGUGGUGUGCCACCUGGCGGUAGGCGAGGGCUACCCUUCUGGUGGCAGUGCCACCCUGCUGGCAGUACGAAAGGAGGCCCGUGAGCACGACAUUGCAUCCCUGCAGCCGCCUUCACAGAACCCUAGCCUGACGGAGUGGCUUGAGUACCUCUCCUCCUGUCCAGAUGUGUGAGCUCAGCCUUCCAAACAAAACAGACAACCGCCAAAACUGCCUUGUGUGAGUCAUUGGAAAUAAUCUUAUGGUAGCCAAAACACGUGUCACAAGUCAAGAUUCAUCUAUAUGAAUCACAAUGAGUCACAUACCAACACGUGAAUCCCCACGUGAAAACGGAAUAUUGUUCACAGAGGUUCACAUUCUAGAGCAUGAUUCUGGAUCCUGCGGUGGAUUCUGAUGAACCCUGAUUGGCUGGGAAUCUCUGAGCGGACGAUGUGCCCCUUUACAGAGUUUCAACUUGGUGUUGACGAUGGGGAUCCCCUGAGCACAUGGCUUUUACCCGCAGUCCUCUGGUUCAUUGACUUUUACAAUUUCUGAUGAUUUCAAAUGACCAUUGAACCAUGUUUGCCCAUGGACACUGCGGGGAGCAUUUGUCCCUUUAACACUUGUGGUGAUUGACAGAUGCAUUGCUCUCCUUUCAUUAUACCACUGACCCGCACCUUCUCCAUGUAUUUGUGAAGUCUGUAUUUUCUGUUUACUAUCUUAUUCUGUAUCUGCUUAUCUACUAUCUUAGUCUGUAUCUUCUAUCUACUAUCUAACCUGUCCUUUACUCUUCAUUCAGACCACUGCUCUGUUCUUUCCUGCUGAUAUUGUUGCUGUGACUUGGUUAAUAAAAUCAGUCCUAUAAAAAUACCAAUCUUGUCUUGUGAUGCAUAUUAGAUUACAUUCAAUUUUAUCAUCAUUGUGCCAACAACAAGUAACAA
This is a messenger RNA of Clupea harengus (Atlantic herring), 1960 nucleotides long. RefSeq lists its product as uncharacterized. The record is from RefSeq and is a predicted model, not a curated record. Gene Ontology annotation, cellular component: kinetochore. Lineage: Eukaryota; Metazoa; Chordata; Actinopteri; Clupeiformes; Clupeidae. Gene Ontology annotation, biological process: mitotic cell cycle checkpoint signaling.